Molecule: messenger RNA, 1566 nt
Organism: Pichia membranifaciens NRRL Y-2026
Lineage: Eukaryota; Fungi; Ascomycota; Pichiomycetes; Pichiales; Pichiaceae
Exons: 1
Biological process (GO): fructose metabolic process; fructose 2,6-bisphosphate metabolic process
Cellular component (GO): cytosol
Molecular function (GO): ATP binding; 6-phosphofructo-2-kinase activity
Source: RefSeq, a predicted model, not a curated record
GAUAUACCCGGCCAAACCAUUUCCAAGUCCUCCCCGGAUGGAUCUCCUAGCUAUACGGGUGCAGACCGUCUAGUGGUCGUUAUGAUAGGUUUGCCAGCAAGAGGGAAGUCAUAUCUUAGUGGUAAGAUGGUCAGAUACUUGAAUUGGUUACAGAUCAAUGCAAAAAUUUUUAAUGUCGGUGCAACAAGAAGGUCAAAAUCAAAGAAAGUAGGCCAAGAUUUUGGACCGUGUAAUGAACCUCUACCUGAUGACCAGCCAAAGGACGGAAAUGAAAGUGCAAAUAAUGACAACUCGACGAUAGCGCAAGAUGCGUCAUUCUUCUCGCCGACCAAUCAGAAGUCCAUUGCAUUACGUGAAGAAUGGGCACGAGAGACCUUGGACUCGUUACUGGAUUACCUAUUGUUGGGCGAUGGAUGUGUGGGUGUUUUCGAUGCAACGAAUACUACAGUAGCUAGACGGAAAAUGGUUUUCGAUAGAAUAAUGCAAAGAAGUAACGGGAAAUUGAAAGUUCUUUUCCUUGAAAGUGUCUGCAACGAACAGAGCUUGAUUGAGAAAAACGUCCUAUUAAAGUUGAAAGGACCAGACUACAAAAACAUGGACCCUGUCUUAGCAAAACAGGAUUUCCUCAACAGGUUGACUAAUUACGAGAAAGUCUAUGAAACUAUAUCUGAAGAAGAGGAGAGAACUCCAAACUUUCAGUUCAUUCAGAUGGUUGAUGUCGGGAGGAAAAUUAUAUCCUGCAACAUUGAUGGAUACAUCGCCUCGCAGAUUGUUUACUAUUUCUUAAAUUUCAACCUAAAUGCACGACUCAUUUUCGUAAGUCGACAUGGAGAAUCUUUGGAUAACAUGAAGGGAAGAAUUGGCGGUGAUUCAGGGCUAACAGAACGUGGGAAGAAGUAUUCCAUUGCGUUGGAGAAGUUUGUCAGAGAAAAACAAGAAGAGUUUAAUUUAAAACUUCUGAAAGAAUGUGCUCAAAAUUACAGCGCUGAGAACGACAAAGUCACUGUAAUUAGCUCCGUCUUGAAAAGAGCUGUACAAACGGCAGAAGCUUUUAAUGAUCCCGUCCGGUAUGAUGUAAAACAAUUAAGAUUAUUAAACGAGUUGGGUUCGGGGAAUUUUGAGGGCAUGACAUAUGCAGAGAUUGCACAAUCACAUCCGGAAGAAUUCGAAGAAAGAAUCAAGCAUAAACUUACAUACAGAUACCCAGGUGUUGGCGGCGAGUCCUAUCUGGAUGUCAUCAGUAGGUUGAAGCCCGUUAUCAACGAAAUUGAAAGGAGUAAAUCCCAUUUAAUGGUCAUUUCGCAUCGAGUUGUGUGCAGGAUCUUAAUGGCGUACUUUCUCAAUCUACAGAAGGACUCUGUUGCAGAAUUAGAUAUUCCAUUACAUUCGGUAUACAUGUUUCAGCCAAAACCAUUUGGAGUUUUGUGGCAUUUGUGGCAGUACGAUGAAGCGACGAAUUCGUUCCAGGAACUGGAUCUGAACAAAUGUACGGACAACUUGAAAACUGUCAAGCAAGUUGGUAUCUCUUUCCGUGAACGUAAAUAUAGUGUUGUUCCAACAGCACCA